CAUCUGCGAAAUGGGGGAAUGACAUGUUGCUCCCUCCCAGGGCUGGGUGGGGAGGCCUCAGCCGAGUGUUCUCUGCUGUUUCUCCUGCUGCCCCCGCCCUGCUGGGCCCGGGACCCCCCAGAAGUCCCGGUUUCCGGAGCGGGUGCCCGAGGAGAGCCAGGCCCCGGGGCCCUCUUGGGCUGGCGCCUCGUUCUUGCCCGGCCCAGCCCCCCAAGCCUCUUCUCUUCCCCUGCAGCCAAGAAGACCUGCUCGGACAGCGACUUCACCUGCAACAACGGGCACUGCAUCCCCGAGCGCUGGAAGUGCGACGGCGAGGAGGAGUGCUCCGACGGCUCCGACGAGUCCGAGGCCACGUGCACCAAGCAGGUUUGCCCGGCCGAGAAGCUGAGCUGCGGCCCCUUGAGCCACAAGUGCAUCCCCUCGUCCUGGCGCUGCGACGGAGAGAAGGACUGCGAGACGGGGGCUGACGAGGCCGGCUGCACCACAGUCUGCCCCCCCAGUGAGUUCCAGUGCAGUAACCGCACGUGCAUCGCCACGGUCUUCGUGUGCGACGGUGACGACGACUGCGGCGAUGGCAGUGACGAGCGCGGCUGCCCCGCCCAGGCCUGCGGCCCCCAGGAGUUCCGCUGCAACAGCAGCGCCUGCAUCCCCGAGCGCUGGCUCUGCGACGGCCAGGCCGACUGCGAGGACCGCUCGGACGAGGCGCCGGAGCGCUGCGGGCGCCAGGCGGGCACGGCGGCCCCGGCCACCUGCGGGGCCGGCGAGUACCCCUGCGGCAGCGGCGAGUGCAUCCACCUGACCUGGAAGUGUGACGGGGACGCCGACUGCAAGGACAAGUCGGACGAGGCCAGCUGUGCUGUGGUGUCCUGCCGUCCUGAGGAGUUCCAGUGUGCAGACGGGACCUGCACCGUGGGGGCCAAGCGCUGCAACCUGGAGCGCGACUGCCCGGACGGCAGCGACGAGGCUGGCUGCCUGCAGGAAUCCACGUGCGAAAGUCCCAGCAAGUUUCAUUGUAAGAGUGGCGAGUGCGUGGACAGCAGCAAAGUGUGUGAUGGUCGCGGAGACUGCCGUGACGGGUCUGAUGAGCCAGUGAAAGAAUGUGUUACGGCAGCAGCCCGGGGAAGGAAGCGGCGGCCCAGGGAGGCUAAUGAGUGCGCCCACAACAACGGGGGCUGCUCCCACAUCUGCAAGGACCUGAAGAUCGGCUAUUCCUGCGAGUGCCCGCCCGGCUAUGAGCUGCUGGACAAGAAGACGUGCGGAGGUGAGGGUGAUGAGCUUCUCCCCCCGGCGCCCCCCGCCAGACCCCAGUCCCCAGGGAGCUUCUCCCAAAAGUCGCGUCUCUGUGUCCCCGUGGCCGUACGGAGCCUCGCUGAGCGUGAGCCCGCUGGGACCUUGGCAUCGGGGGAGGGGGUCGCAGCUCCCUAUGCCCAGGUUGCAGAGCCCCGGACCAUGGGUGGCCAGAGCGGGGCCCCAGCCCCUGUGCCUCAGAACCAGGAAUCACAGGUCUGGCCUUCAGGCCGUCGGCGAACGGCCACACCCAAGUGCACACGCACACACACAGACCCGGUCUCUUCCCACGAGGCCCAGGCUCCCGCACUGGGGCCCCCAGUGACCAAACGGCAACACUCGAACUCAGACCCAAGAUGGGACUCGGGCCCGCUGGCCCGUGCGUGUCCUCCCCUCCCCACCCCCACCCGGGCCCAGCAGUGGUGGAUCUGCAGCCCAAAGGCCCAAGUUCGAAUCCCAGCCCUGCAGCCUCAGGGCCCCGAUGGAGGAGCCUGUGGAGUGGGAGCUUUAGGUCCUGCUGCAGCACUGUUGGGGGAAACACGGAGGGUCCCCCACAGGGCCCGUGGGAGUCAGCGAGUGAGCCAGGGCCACCCAGCUGCCGCCACCCCAGCCCGACUUGUGACCCCCCCCCGGGACCUGGGACCCCCAAACCCGGUCAUUGAACAGACGUCUCUCCAUGCUUCCCCCAGCGCCUUCAUCGACAAGGCCAGUGAUCGGACGGAGCAGGUGGUGCUCAUCGACAGCCAGCUGCACUCCCCCGAGGGCCUGGCGGUGGACUGGGUCCAUAAGCAUCUCUACUGGACGGACUCCGGCAACAAGACCAUCUCCGUGGCCACUGUGGAUGGCGGCCGCAGAAAAACUCUCUUCAGCCACGAUCUGAGCGAGCCUCGAGCCAUUGCCGUGGACCCGCUCCACGGGUUCAUGUACUGGUCUGACUGGGGUGACCAGGCAAAGAUCGAAAAGUCAGGCCUGAAUGGCGUGGACCGGCAGGUGCUGGUCGUGGACAACAUCGAGUGGCCCAAUGGUAUCACUCUGGAUUUGCUAAGCCAGCGGCUCUACUGGGUGGACUCCAAACUGCAUCAGCUCUCCAGCAUCGACUUCAAUGGGGGCAACCGCAAGGUCCUCAUCUUCUCUGUGGACACGCUGAGCCACCCCUUUGGGAUUGCAGUGUUUGAGGACAGGGUGUUCUGGACGGACCUGGAGAACGAAGCCAUCUUCAGCGCCAACCGACUGAACGGCCUCGAAAUCUCCGUCCUGGCCGAGAACCUCAACAAUCCUCACGACAUCGUCAUCUUCCACGAACUGAAGCAGCCGAAAGCUCCCGACGCCUGUGAGCAGAGCUUCCAGCCCAACGGCGGCUGUGAAUACCUGUGCCUUCCUGCCCCCCAGAUCUCCAUCCACUCCCCCAAGUACACCUGUGCCUGCCCCGACUCCAUGUGGCUGGGCCCGGAUAUGAAGAGGUGCUAUCGAGCCCCUCCAUCUACCUCAACAACGACAUCGCCCUCCACCGCCACGAGGACCCCAGGCACAAGUCUCGGCCCUGGCCCCGUCUCCCUGCCAGGCCACACGAGGAAUCAGAGCUCCGGAGACGCCUCGCUGAGCGUGGGGACGGCCCCCAGUGAGCCCACCAUUAGUGCAUCUUCACCGGGGGUUCCCACGCCAGGAAACAGCAACCACUCACAGCAUUAUGGGACCAUGGGGGGCAAGCUGGUCUCCACGGCCACGGCCGCCGUCAUCGGCAUCAUCGUUCCUGUGGGGGUCAUCGCCUUGCUGGGCAUGAGCGGCUACCUGAUCUGGAGGAACUGGAAGAGGAAGAACACAAAAAGUAUGAACUUUGACAACCCCGUGUACAGGAAGACGACAGAGGAGGAAGAUGAAGAUGAGAUCCACAUCGGGAGGACGGCGCAGAUCGGGCACGUCUACCCCGCUCGGGUGGCCUUGAGCCUUGAAGAUGAUGGGUUGCCAUGAUGACCAGCACCCCUCCGUGCCCGAUGGGAUCGAACACAUGCACUGGACUCUUUCUGGACGCUGGAUGGACGGGCGGACGGAUGCGUUUCUUCGCCUGGGGUUUCGCGCGCACGUGUGUGUGAGUGAGAGAGUGAGGACGUGUGUCUGUGCGUGUUUGGGAUUCUUUUUUAAGAUUUAUGUUGCGGGAAGGUAACCACAAAGUUAUAAUGAACUGCAGACAUCCAAAGGAUGUGAGAGUUUUGUAUGUAUAAUGUUUUAUACGCGUCUUACCUGGCUGCACUACCCAUAAGGAAGAGCAGAGCAGCCCCUGCUGAGCAACUAACGUGAUGGAUGAAACCAGACCCGGCCCGGCAGGACAGGACCUGGCUCACCGUUUUAAAAUUAUAUUUAUAGAGGGUGUUUAGGGGGGUUUUGUAAAUAAAAUGAAGACGCUUUGUGGCUAUCCAUCAACAUAAGUUAAAAAAAACAACCAACAAAACAAGCCCCUUCAUGUCCUCCCUGCUCCCCAACACCCCGUCUAGAAUAUUUAUUAACAUAUUUCACAGAAAAGAGCUGUAAAUAAUUUAGAGAGGUGAGAGUAUUUAUUUUGGGGUAUGUGUGGCUUGCUGUGUAGAGACUGUGGGGGGGGGGUCAGAAGAAGUGGACCUUUAUGGAUGUUGAACGCUGAAAUGCAGUCUCGUUUCAAAGCCCCAAGGCUACUCAAUGAGGAGGGUCUGGGAUGGAUUCAGAGGUGGUUUUGGAAAGGAGGCUGAAGCCCCGAGUGACUCGAAUGCUGGAGAGGAGAGCAGGAGGGUCCCCUUGGCUUCCGCUCCUUCUCCAGGAGGCAGAGUGGGCCGGCGCCCGAUCACAGCUGACAAGAUGGCGCCAUGGAGAACCUUCCUGGGAGGGGAAUCUCUUCCUAAGGCCAGUGUGCUCAUUGGGUGCCAUGCCAGAAAUAUGGGACAGAACCUGAAGGGGGCUUGGUUUGUGCAUCUGGAAAACAAGUCUUUGGUUAAAGGUGAUUAGAUGGUUUCCUAGGUCUUUCUUAGUCUUGAUGUUCUAAAGCCUCCUCCCAGCCCUGACCUCCCCUGUUCUAAGUCCCCUCCCAGUUCUGACAUCCCCUGUUUUAAGCUCCUUCCCAGCUCUGACAUCCCUUGUUCUGGGUCCCUCCCAGUUCUGACAUCCCUUGUUCUAAGCUUCAUCCCAGCUCUGGCACCCCCUGUUCUAAGGCCUGUGCCAGCUUUGACAUCCAUUCUAGGUUCCCUUCCAGCUCUGACAUCUCCUAUUCUAGGUUCCUUCCCCUCUCUGACAUCCCCUGUUCUAAGGCCUCUUCUAGCCCUGACAUUUCCUGUCCUAAGGCCCUCAGCUCUGACAUUCUGUGCUCUGAAUUGUUUUCUAUCCCGAAGGCCCUUGCGUCCUUGCCAUUUUACGUUUUGACAGUCUAUGUUCUGAGGCGCUGUUCCACCCUCCCCCUCUCUGAGUCUGUGAUUCGGCUCCUCAGCUGGCAGGGUCAGUGCUCUUGUCUGUCCCCGUUAUCAUCAUCCAGGCCCCUUGUGCAGCUGAUCACAGUAUUAUUUCAUAGAGGAGGAAACCUGGCGGGGAUCUGUUGAGAACCAGACUGUCAGUCAAUGCACUUAUUAAAUGCCAAGUGCUGUCCAGUGACUGCCAUGCAAAUACAAAGAGACAGUCCUGCCCCCAGAGGGCCUGUGGGCCUGCUCCCAGAGGGCCUGUGGUCCUGCCCCCAGAGGGCCUGUGGUCCUACCCCUAUGGUCCUGCCCCCAGAGGGCCUGUGGUCCUGCCCCUCAGAGGGUUUACUUCCCAGUCAGUCUCAGAGCUGGGACUAUGUUGGGGCACUUCCUUUAACAAGUCAAAUUUAGGUCCUUUUGCAAGUCUGGAGCAGACGUCCCAUGGCAGGGGGAGGUGUUUGUGAUUUUCCUUCUAGGAUGGCCCUCUUCCAGGUGAUUGUAUCUCUGCGGCUGUCGGACGUGCUUUUCUCCAUCAGGCACUGGGGCCCUCCCAGAAUGCAGGCUUUGUGCAGUGCCUCCUUCCUCCCUGCUCUGGUCACCUGCGGAUUGUUGGCGCCCAGGGAGGGGUCUAGCUCUGUGCUGGGAUGGGGGGGAUGCAGCUGAAGGAACCAAAGAUCCUUGGUUCUUUGGAAGGGGAGCCUGACCCUUCAGUUACUGGAGACCAGGAAUAAUCCUGGAUAUGCUCAAGACCUUGAGUUUGAAUUCCGGCUCCAGUACUUCUUGUGUGAGCCUCAGUAUCCCCUCUGAAACAGGAAGUGGGGCUAGUGAUCAGAGUCUCUUUGUAGCUCUAAUGACAACGUUAUUUGGAGCUAGGAGGAAUCUCGGAGGUCAUGGAGUUCUGCCUUUCCUUUUUGUAGAAAAGGAAAUGGACUCUGAGGAGAGGUUAAAUGACUUCCACAUAAUACCAUAGAUCUAGAACCAUUACAUAAGGAAACAAAACCACAAAAUGAAAGCCCUUAGCACAGUCUGGCACACAGUAGGUGCCUAAUAAAUGUUUGUUUCCUUCCCUUUUUCUUACUAGUCGUAUGACUGGACAAGCCAGCCCCCUCUCUGAGCCUCGGUUUCAUCCAGUAAGGCAGUGAGGACAGGCCUCCUUUCCUUCUUGGGUGAUGUUUGGCUCAGUGAGCACCUUUGCAUACCCUGAAGCACUCUAAAGUGAUCGGCCAUUAUUAUUUCCUAAAUGGGAGAACUGAGGCACAGAGGAAGUGACAAGUCUGUGGCCAUGCAGCUCACGGAGCUGAGACUCAAAUCCAAGGAUUGCACUGGUAUAGGGAAGUCCUUUGUUGUGAGAGUCCAUUACCCACUAGCCCCUUCCCUGCCCUGCCAGUGGGGGGGGAUUAAGCCCCUACUUCUAUUCUCCACUGGUCUGGACUUUUCUUGACUUUGUCCAAUGAGUUACCGUUCCUGCUCUCUCUUGUCACCCACUGACCUCAUUGACCGGCCAUGGCAGGGCUUCACGUACCUCAGAGAGGACCCUGCCAGGCCCUGGGGGUUCUAGAUUGUACUGGGCCUAGAACAGCCAGCCCAACCAUGGGCCUAGACCAUCGUCUGUGUGCCCCGUGUUUAUCAUCUUGCCCUUGGGACGGAGACCCAGAGGUUUGCAGUUGACGAGAGUAGGCCAGGUAGAGCUCCUUUCUAACACACACUACUUGAAUCUGCCCUUUAUCACCAGCAAAAUAUUCAAGGUUAAGAGAACGAGCUUCUGUCGCGGGUUUUAGAACCUUGAAUUUUACAUCUGAAGAAAGAACCUUGAUGUUCUUCUAUUCCAGCCCCUUUGUCUUGGGGGAAAGGGAGGAGCAACAUGGGAGGCAACAGUCCUCAACUUUAAAGAGCCUGGAUUUGAAUCCUGCUCUUGCUAUUGGUUUUCUGAUCUUCGAUGCCUUCUUUUCCGAACUUUGGUCCCCUUGACCGAGAACACAGUUGGGCUCCGUCCUUUGUAGCUCAGGUCUGAGAUCUUGCGUAUUCUCGAUUCUGGCCCUUCUUUGGCAUCCUCAGAGUUGCACCAACCCCCUCUGUUCCUUAAAGAGACUUGUCUGCACUGGAAAUCUGGGGCAACAUCUCACUUCCCAAGCAUGAUGCCAGCCCAGAUGGGAAAUCUGGUUGAGAUUCAAAUUUAUGGUGAUUCAGCCAAAAAAACCACCCAGAGUUGGGGCAGCUGGGUGGCCCAGUGAAUAUAGAGCACCAACCCUGAAGGCAGGAAGACCCGAGUUCAAAUCUAGCCUCAAUCACUUAACACUUCCUAGCUGUGUGACCCUGGGCAAGUCACUUAACCCCAAUUGCCUCAGCAGCAAAACAAACAAAAAACCCGAGUUUCAGUGUCCUGACUAGUCAUUAAAUGCUCUAACUACUUCUUUCUCCUCAUCCUCCAGCACACAAUGUAAGUAUCUUUUGCCCCUUUACACUCAGCCGGGGCUCAAGGAAAGAUGCCCAAAUCGUGUCCCCAAUACUGAGGAGUCUGAUCCAGAGAUAUUCAGUUCCCUGACAUUUUGUAGACACGCUGCUGGCUGCCAAAAGCCAGAGGCGUGGAGCGAGACCCUUGAAAGCAAAAGGCCCGAGUUCACAUGUCUGGUGCUGGUUGCAUGGGCGAUGCUCGAAAUGAAUUCCUCGGGCCUCAGGACUCAUCUCGACGAUGAGAGCUCGGGGUGAGGUGGCCCUGGCAGCAUCUGCUGGCCAUGUUCUCACCCCAGUGCUCUGUGUACUUCUUAGCUGGUAUUUUAUCCAGAGCCAUGUCCACCAUCCCCAACCCGCCGGGGUGUAGACAUCCUCAGGCGCUCCCCUGCUUUGCAGACAUCUCCCUGUUCAGUCGAAAGCUCUGUCUACACCAGUGGGAGCAGGGGAGGCCCGCAGCACUUUUCACAUCCAUAAAUCCAAAUUCUAAGACACAGGCAAGAACAAUAAAAGUGAGUGGACAGAGGUUAGGGGGAGGUCUCCGUGUCCCUCUGAAAUUCUGGAAUAUUGAAGAACAUGGGGGCUCCAGGUCAUCAUUGGGAGACGAACCCCAGUCAUAUUUCAUGAAGGUCAGUCAGCCCAUCAUCUUAGGGAAUAGCAAGGAGUCAGCCGGCAUAGAGUCCCAGAGUAAAUCACUCCUUUCCCCCACCAAUGCACAAAGGUAGCGUAGCUAAAGUGAGGCAUCCGUUGUCUUUUUCAACUCGGGUCCUUUGGAAGUCACAGGACCUCCAAAGAGGUGACCGUCAGACCUGUUUAGGUUUUCCAGUCCUUGGAGUAAGUCCAGGAAGCCUCUAUUCUCUAAGGCCAUUCACCAUGUGCAUGGCCCAGGAUCAGCUGGAAACCACGUUGGUACCCAUCAUUUGACAUCAAAAAAGAAAAAAAACCACCUGUAAAUAUGUUUGGAGAUGGGAAGGUUUUGAUACUUUUUUAAAAAAAUUAAGAACAGAAAACACAAAUCUGUACAGACAUCUUUUAUGAAACAAAAAAUAAAACAAAAAUAAAUGUUUGCUUUUAAUUGUUGUCAGUUUAAAUUCUGGUCCUGGUAUGAAAACAUCAUCUUGUUAAAAAAAAAAAAAACAGCAUCCUAAGUCAUAGAACAGAAAAGGCAUUUUUGUUACACUCCGAUGUUUUUCUUGUUUUAAAACAUGGUCCCGGCAUUGACCAUCCGCCGGGGCUUUGUCGGGAUGUCGUUUCCGCCUCCCUCCUUGGGUCUCCUCCAGCUCUGUUCACAUCCAUGCUCGGUGCCUUUUCUGUUUCAGUUUCUAGCUCGCGGGCUGAGGGAUUGAGGAGUGGUGGGGAAUGGCUACGUCUCUGUUGCUGGACUGACAUCAGUGUGGGGGAACUGCAAACCAAAUGAGGUCAUUUGUAAAACUGCACUCUUUCUACAAUCACAUUAAACUCAUUUUUUUUUUUUAAUCUG
Molecule: messenger RNA, 8628 nt
Organism: Sarcophilus harrisii (Tasmanian devil)
Lineage: Eukaryota; Metazoa; Chordata; Mammalia; Dasyuromorphia; Dasyuridae
Gene: LRP8
Product: LDL receptor related protein 8
Exons: 19
Coding region: 19-3255 (1078 amino acids)
Biological process (GO): ventral spinal cord development
Cellular component (GO): caveola; plasma membrane
Molecular function (GO): protein binding; calcium ion binding
Source: RefSeq, a predicted model, not a curated record